This is a messenger RNA of Nilaparvata lugens (brown planthopper), 3027 nucleotides long. Its product is annotated as cytochrome P450 307a1. Gene Ontology annotation, molecular function: monooxygenase activity; oxidoreductase activity, acting on paired donors, with incorporation or reduction of molecular oxygen; heme binding. The record is from RefSeq and is a predicted model, not a curated record. NCBI's taxonomy places the organism in Eukaryota, Metazoa, Arthropoda, Insecta, Hemiptera, Delphacidae. The transcript has 3 exons. The coding region runs from base 16 to 1647 and encodes 543 amino acids.
UGGGUUAGGAUUGAAAUGAGGCUCGAUGCGGCGACGGCGCGAGGGGUGAGUCGCGUGUCGGUGGAGGGGAUGGAGCGCCGCAUAAAAGCGAACGCCACCGAGGGCCCAGCAUCAGGCUCCAGCAUGGAAGGCAACAGUGUGCUUCUGAAGGAACUGUUGACAGUGUCCGCUUGCAGCUACUCGCUGCUGGCUGCACUCGUGCUGGUCCUGGUGACGGCGGUGCUUGGAGGCCGCAGCGAGAAGUCCCGCAAGGCGGCACCGGGGCCGCGAGCGUGGCCCGUGCUUGGCUCGCUGCACCUGAUGGCCGGCUACCGUGUGCCCUACCAGGCGUUCUCCACGCUCGCCCAGCGCUACGGCGCCGUGUUCGGCAUGCAGCUUGGCUCCGUCCAGUGCCUGGUCGUCAACGGCCUCGACAACAUUCGCGAGGUGCUCAUGAGCAAGAACAAUCACUUCGACGGCCGGCCCGACUUCACACGCUACAAACAACUGUUCGCCGGCGACAAGGAUAACUCACUAGCAUUUUGCAACUGGUCGGAUCUUCAGAAAACUCGAAGAGAUAUGCUGCAGGCACACACAUUCCCUCGUCCCUUUACAUCUCGUUACAACCAGCUGGACGAGAUCCUAUCAGAAGAGUGGAGUCAUCUGUAUGUUCAACUAAAGAGCUCAAACAACAGCAACAUGGCUCUGAAGCCGCUUAUUGUUCAGGGCUGCGCCAACAUAUUCACAUCCUACUUCUGCAGCAAGCGAUUCGAUAGUGAUAAUGUUGAGUUCAUGAGGAUGGUGAGAAAUUUUGAUGAAGUUUUCUACGAAGUAAAUCAAGGGUAUGCUGCUGACUUUAUACCUUGGUUGAUGCCGUUACUUGGUAAGCAUCUGAAACGCAUAGCCGGCUGGAGUCAUGAGAUAAGAGAGUUCAUGGAGAAGGCAAUCAUGAAAGAGCGAUUGGAAUCACUGAAUAACAAUAUGGAUAUGGAUGCUCCAUCUGGCGACUAUGUUGAUUCACUGAUAGAGCACAUCCACUAUCACAAGCAGCCAACUUUGACCUGGGAAACAGCUAUGUUUGCGCUGGAGGACAUCAUCGGGGGACACUCAGCUGUGGCGAAUCUUCUCAUCAAAGUGUUGGCGUUCAUAGUGGAGCGACCUGACAUCCAGCAGAAGGCAUUCGAGGAGGCGGAGGCGGCUACUGGAGGCCGUGACGUCACACUUGCCGACAGAACACAGAUGCCAUACACCGAGGCCAUCAUCCUCGAGGCAAUUCGGCUCAUUGCGUCUCCCAUCGUGCCCCAUGUCGCCAAUCAGGACAGUGUCAUUGCUGGUUAUACAGUAGAAAAGGACACGCUGAUAUUCCUCAAUAACUACAGUCUGAGCAUGGAUCCAGCGUUAUGGGAUGAGCCGGACAAGUUCAAACCAGAGAGAUUCAUAUCAGCGGAAGGCCACGUAGUCAAACCAGAACACUUUCUACCGUUUGGGGGCGGAAGACGAUCAUGUAUGGGAUACAAAAUGGUUCAACUAAUAGGAUUUUCAAUUUUAGGUUCAAUUCUGCACAGGUUUAGCCUAUCACCUGUGGAAGGAGUAGACUAUCAAGUACCGAUUGGUAAUUUGGCUUUGCCUUAUGACACAUUCAACUUCAAGUUGGAGCAUAGGUUCUAGAUUGAAUAGUUCCUGAAACCCGUUCCUCACGGUUAUUAUUUAUUCAAGCAGAUUUGUUUUAUCGCAACUAUCAAUCAUGAAGUGAGUUUAUGCUCUCUUAGUAUUUGAGAAUGUGUACCUGACCAUUUGAAACUUAUAGACAGAAGGCAAGGCAGAAUGGAUCGAAGUAUUUAAAAUGAGAAUGCUGACAAAAAUAGGUAUUCAAAAAGAUGUAAAUGAUAGGAGCAACAUAGCUCACAAUACAUUCAAUCGUACACGGUAAUAGAUGUGUGACAUAUUUUGGGCGAUUGAAUUGUUAAAGAGAGCGUUUAUGAAAAAUGUAUGGUUAACAACCGUGUUAGUGGAAAGUAGCACUUUCAAAUAGGUUGGACUAUUAUAAUGACCACAUGUGGCUCUAGCCAAUUUUAAAUAUUUCAAUCGUAAAUCAAUUGUUUGUAAACGCUACAUAACAGAUUUGCUUGAACACACUCCGAUCUUGAUCAUGUGACAAACAGAUACACUAUGAACUUAACAUAUUCUAGUCUAGAUUUAGUAGAGCGGUUUUUAUUUUGAAUUUGAACAGAUAAUUUAUCUGUUUUAGCGAUAGCUUCUUCUAUGAACCUUCAAGCAGUAAUGAAGAUGUUUUGAAUAGGUAGUUAAUUGCAUGAUGGUUAUUACAAGAAUUAUUAUUUUCCAUAGAUUGCAUAUAAGUAUUGGUUGCUGCAGAUGGGGGAGGUAGAAUCUAACUGUAGGCCUGAAUAUAGAAGUGAUAAGUUUAUUAUUUUAGGUCUAAACCUCUGAUUUCCCUUGAUAGAAAAAAUCUAAAUAUUAUGAAAGAUACAAUACUGUAUGUGAUUAGACAAUCAAUGGAUAGUUUGUGUGCUUUUAAGAAAUUAGACUGAUAAUUGUAAUUUUAUAAUUUAUAUGUGAUUUGUCAUGAACAGUAAGUUCUUCUUCUUUGUGAUUAUUGUACGAAAAAUGUAGAUUAGAAUUUAUAAUUUAGUCUAGCCAAAAAAUUUGUGAUAAAAAUGUGAAGGAUACAUUCAAAACAACGUUUUGUACAAUUUAAUUUACGGUACCAAAGAUGUGUAGGUUUAUUUCAAUCGCAGAUCUUUUAGAUAUUAGAAAUUCAAUUUGAUUACUUGACUGCAUCGAUAAUAAUCCUGAUUAGGAUUAGUAUACUUAGUUGAAAAAUAUGUACAUUAUUAAUUAUUCUAGUUGUGAGCUAUAUGAGUGCUUCUAAAUGAAUGGUAUUCAAAUACCUAAUUAGAAAGUUUUGCAUAGAAAAAAAGAAUAAAUUUUCUAUUGUAAUCACUUGGUUUGUUGAAAUAAUGGAUUUGAAUAAACCAAAAAUAUGUAUUAUAAGUUAUUAAAAAUAAAUAUAAUGUGAAAUUAUACAAA